GAUCGCUGAUUAUUGACAUAGCAACCAAGGAGAGAGCCGCUAAAGGCUUCACUCCAGAUUAGUUUGUACUUUUCUUCAUGAGAGUUAAUAGUCUAAGGCUACACACUCUCCCGCUGCCAUGAAUGCUGCUGUGGUGAGGAGGACGCAGGACUCGCUGGGCAGAGUGAUCAGGAAACCGCCGCUCACGGAGAAGCUGCUGAGCAAGCCCCCGUUCAGAUACCUGCACGACAUCUUCACAGAGGUCAUAAGGACCACUGGUUUUAUGAAAGGCUUAUAUGAAGAGAAUGAGAUGAAGUCAGACAGUGUAAAGGAAAAGGACUCUAAGAUCGCCUUCCUUCAGAAGGCCAUAGAUGUUGUGAUGUUGGUGAGCGGCGAGCCCCUGGCGGCAAAGCCUGCACGAAUCGUUGCAGGUCACGAGCCGGAGAAAACCAAUGAACUUCUGCAGGCCAUUGCCAAGUGUUGCCUCAACAAGGUCCGUCCAACGAUGUCCAGUGAUGAAGCAGUUAAACGAGUGCUUUCAGGAGAAAAGGUGGACCUAAAAACCAAAGCCAGCACCUCCAAGUCACAGGGCAAGGAGAAUAGGGAAGGGCGUGACACAGAGGAGAAGAAAAAGAUAACAGAGCGCAGCGGCAGCCGGGACCAGAAGGACCCUGACCAGCUCAAAGAGAGGGAGAGCCGAUUGAGGGAUGGAGAGAAAGACCACCAGCGUGAACGGGAGCGCUCUGAAAAAUACCAGGACCACCAAGCUAAAGACCGAGACAAAGACAAGAGUCGUGACCGAGAGCGGGACAAGGAUCGAGACAGAGGGCGAGUCAGGGACAAGGAGAAAGACAGAGACAGGGAUCGAGAAAGAGAAAGAGACAAAGAUAGAGAGAAGAACAGAGACAGAGAUUCUCACAGAGAUCGAGAAAGAGACAAGGAAAAACGAAAAGACAGAGACAAAGACCAAGAGAGGGACAGAGAGCGACACAAAGGUGGACACGAACGGAACAAAAGUGGAGAAAGUGGAAGUAACAAGAUCAGAGAGUCAGGGGAACCAGAGCAGAAAACCAGCUCAGAGGAGCUCAGCAGCAAAACAGCCAAAACUGUGCCAGCAGAUCCAAAACCAGUUGAAGAGCCCACAGAAGAUGGUGAGAACCAGCAGCCCAACGGUCCAACCAAAAUACCUCGGCCUUCUUCUGCCAAAGGGCAGAGACGGAGGCCUAAAAUUGGAGGUCAAGAUGAAUCCGACAGUGAAGGGGAUGGAGAUGCUCAGUCGGCCCAGCGGCCUGCCCCUCAGGAUAACACCGAAGGACCCGCUGUGCCGCCCAACACGGCUUCCAGCGGCAGAAGAAUAUCACGGCCAAGUAGUGCUCGCCCAGCACCUCCUCGAGUCAAGAGACAAGAGAGCCACGCAGAUGCGACCCCUGCAGAGAGGCUGUCGAGUGCCAAGCCCUCAGCACCUGUCAUCUUGGACGGGAAGAAGUCGUCUGAUGAUGAGGAUGAACAGUUUGUGGUGGAAGAGGCCGUCCCUCCACCGUCAGAUGCUCUUGAAAUCCAGAGAGAACCUGCACAAGAACUAGACGGUGAAGAAAAACAUGGUGGCCUUGUCAAAAAAAUCCUUGAGACAAAGAAAGACUAUGAAUUGACGCCAUCCUCACCCAAAUCUAAAGAGAGCUCGGUGUCAGAAGCGGCGCGUAAGAAAGACCGGGAAAUGGUCACGAGGGAGAUUGACCGGCUUCGCUCAUCCGUUCAGAUGGUUUGUCGUAGUUCCCUGCCUUUGGGUAAGAUCAUGGACUACAUCCAGGAGGACAUGGACGCCAUGCAGGCCGAACUGCACACCUGGCGGCGGGAGAAUAAGGAGCACGCACAGGCCUUGCUGCACGAGGAGAGGGCGACUGACCAGGCCGUGGAGCCUCUCAAAGCAGAACUAGCCGAGCUGGAGCAGCUGAUCAACGACAAACAGGACAAAAUUUGUGCUGUGAGGGCAAACACUCUGAGGAACGAAGAGAAGAUCCAGAAGAUGGUGGCGGGAAUCAACUUCUCCUCCAGAAGCUGAGUUUGAAGGACCAGAGAGAAAUGUAUGAAUAUUCUCUGAUUUUGUAGGCAUGAGCAGGCUUUUGUUCAGAACAUUGCUAAGGCCAGUUUUAAUGGCGCUUAUGGUGAAUGGGACCAAAUACAGCACCUUUUAGGUUUCAGUACUGGAGAGGGAUCCAAGUACGGUUCUGCAGGACUGGAGCCAGCAAUAAGUGGGAGAGUAGAAUCCAAAAGACCCAUGCGUUGCUGUGGAGGCCUUAUAUUUUUCAGAAGUAGGUGGAUUAGGUAAAUUGAAAAGUUGAAUGUUAUAUUUGGAGGCUGACAAGCUGAUAACCCUCACAGAUGAUAAAUGAAUCCAUUUAAUCCAUGUGUCUGAUCUGCACAUGAACCGGUCAUCAUCUUUGAUCUCUGCUCUGUAACAGCUCACGUCAGAACUGCUACCGAAUGCUUGGUAAACUGCAUGUGUAGCAACCACUAUUCAUAUUUAAAAUGUCUUUCUUCGGUCUCGUAAUCAGAAUACAGAAAUGUGCUUUUAGAUCCAAACAGCAUUUUGUCUGUUGGGAGGUUUUCAAGUCUCAACAUACAACUUGUUUGCAGACACGUUAUCUGUCCUUUCGCUGUGAUGCGCGUUGUGAUUGCAUCUGUAAAAGAGCCACGAGACCACCUAACACACAUACUCGUGGCACAUUCAGCUGAUAGGAAACAAGAUACCAUAGCAGGUCAGAUUUCUAGAUGAAUUAAGGAUUUGUGUGGAGUGUCCCGUUAUGCUGCUUGAGAAAAACUCAUUUGUGUUCUUUUACAUGUCAUAUUUAGCUCCGACUCUUCAUCCAGUCAGUCAGCCAGUCUCCCAAACAGUCUUCUUCAAGCUUCCGUCCGUAAAAGUAGACACAUGUUUACUUAAGAACAUUUUUCUCCCGUCAUUGUUGUAAGGCCAAUGCUACGAGUCCACCCAUGAGGCACUGCUGCACUUUGAUAAGGAUGAGUAGGGGACUUUUUUCUUUUUGAAGAUGUUUUAUGUGAGCUAGGAAGUGCUACAACCCAGCUUCUGCCAUGCCUACAUGACCAUAUCAAACAUUCUCAACUUGCAUCAUUUUUUAGAAAAGAUAUUCACCUGUUCAUGUGACGGUGAGCCUGGAGGCACGAAGAAGCCUCUCCUGUGAUCGUACCGAAGAAUUUGCCAAACAUUUGCUUGUUUUUGGGAUGGAAGUGUUUGGACGAUGAUCAAUCUGAACAUGUAAUGAGAUCCUAUUUUAGUAGUUUCAUGUGCAGCCAUGUAAAAUAGUCUUUACACAUCAUAUAGAUAAGAAUAUAUGAAACAUUUCAAGACUGCGGAUGGUGUGACAGGUUGCGAGACCUAAAGUGAACACCGCCCCGUCUCAUUUUAUCCACACAGGAGUUCAGCACCGUAACAAAUAUUUACUUUGCAAAGUGCCGUCUAUGAAUGAAAAUGCAGUUACCACGAUUAAAAAGUGGUUUGUGAUUUGACUCUGUCCAAGAUGGAGGUAAACAUGUUGCUGCUGCACAUUCGCCUCCCAGAAGAUUGCCAGCACUGCCCGUGUUUACCAGGAAAACACUGGAAUCCUGAUUAUAUCGAUGAAUGUAAUCCAGUAGUUUUCUUUAUUAGUUUUUGAUUGAAAAUCCUACAAACCAGUUCAAUUCACUCAGAUGAGAAUAUGACCACUGGACAUACUUGUCUCUUUAAUGCGUCCACCACUGAAAUGUUUGCACUCCUUUAAGGAUGGAGAGUUAACGGCCACAUGAGUCCAAAAUGUGGACUCAUACAUUUAUUUAAAACAAAUAGGUAGCUGUAUGAAGCCACAUUUCCACUGAGCGGGGCGGCUUAUUUUAGGUCGGUGCGGCCCAGUCUGGAGUCUCCUCUAGCUUGCGUUUCAUCCUUCAUGUGUGUUGGUCAGAUGACUAGCUACCUCUUCUACAUGACAUCAUACUUGUGCGUCACAGUGGCUCCAGUCAAUAAAAUCGAGGAGGAACGACUUAGCUCAGGGGAGGACAUCAUAUCUUAUUUUUGACAAGAAGAAGCUGAGCUUUAUUCGAGAAAAUGCUGACUUAUUUUCUUAUAGUCGGCAGCUUUGGAAGAUGGAAACAAGUAGCUGCGUACCAUACGGCAUCUAACUGAAUUGUACUGCUUGGUGGAAAUGUGCUAUACAUUUAGAGCUGUUAAAUAUUCCAUAUUCUGAGUCUGUGCUCGGAAUAUGGAUUGAUUUUGUGGUGUUACAAAGUAUACAGCCGUGCUUUUGAAAGAUGAAGUGGUUUGUAAAUGGAUUGUACUAACCUUGAUUCUUAAAAAAAAAAAAAAGAAAGUUAUUUCUCUUGAUAAAAACACAACUUUUUUUUAUUUAUUUUUAUUACUAAAUUCUUGCCCAAUAAGGGAUUCUGUAUUACAAUGCAGUAAAAGCCAGUCACUCUGGAAUCAGCUGUCAAGCCGCAGUAACAUAUCUCACUUAUCCACUCUACUUUCAUAUCAGUAUUAUAUGUAAUCCAUCCAAUGUAAGAGCGAACAUGCAGGAGACUUCCCCACAUCUGCAAAACUUCUGGACUUCAGCCUCCAAAAAAGGCAAAACACAAAAGAUGCGUUCCAGCAGUGUGAGGACCGACUGUGUCCAACGUACGGGCCUUGGUGAGAUCACGCCUACGUGAGGGGUCAGUACCAACUGUGUGUUUCACUCUAGAUGUCAGAUGUGUAAGGAUUUGACAUCAGCCGCCAGCUUGUGAUCAGUGGGUGAUCUCGGGGUGAGGUUCGAUAGCUCCAGCUCUCAGACCCUGUAAUGGAUGUUCUCUUGUACGUCGAGGGUUUUUUGCCACCAUAAUACAAUUGCGUGGAAAAAGGGGGUUGGAAUUGGAGAGGCUGACUCCACCCCCUAAAACCAGCUACUUUAGACGAUGGCGAAGAAUACAUGUUUGAAAAGAGUGCAGUCACAUUGCAUCACUGUAAUAUUUUCACCAAACUGUCACAGACAUUUCAUCAAGGCCUCAGGAAAGUGUGUCAGCUUGUGAAAAAAGGACAGAAUAUGUCUCCUUAAACUGAAGACCUGGCGACGUGGGAACCUGCAUGCUCGGAUGCUAAAUGGAAUCACUGUAAACGCUGCACGCUGUGUCAUAUCCUCUGUUCCUCUUUAAAUUGUACAUAAUGUAUAUGUGGAGCUGUAUCAUAGUUGAAAUGACUAUAUAAUUUUGUAGUGGAGUGAAAUAAAUUGGUACAUUGCAAUAGAUGUUUGUCCC
This is a messenger RNA of Cololabis saira (Pacific saury), 5253 nucleotides long. It is a transcript of the gene ift54, whose product is annotated as TNF receptor-associated factor 3 interacting protein 1. Lineage: Eukaryota; Metazoa; Chordata; Actinopteri; Beloniformes; Belonidae. Gene Ontology annotation, molecular function: microtubule binding. Bases 119 to 2038 code for a protein of 639 amino acids. The transcript is spliced from 17 exons. The record is from RefSeq and is a predicted model, not a curated record. Gene Ontology annotation, biological process: cilium assembly; intraciliary transport; regulation of microtubule cytoskeleton organization. Gene Ontology annotation, cellular component: axoneme; centrosome; intraciliary transport particle B.